Leishmania braziliensis MHOM/BR/75/M2904 is the source of this 918-nucleotide messenger RNA. RefSeq lists its product as hypothetical. Bases 1 to 918 code for a protein of 305 amino acids. NCBI's taxonomy places the organism in Eukaryota, Euglenozoa, Kinetoplastea, Trypanosomatida, Trypanosomatidae. The record is from RefSeq and is a predicted model, not a curated record. The transcript has a single exon.
AUGAGUUCGAAGUAUGAUGUGGUCAAGUUAAAGGUGCACCUAAGUGAUGUGCACUACUACGUCCUAUCGCGCUUUCUCCUUUCGAAGAUGCUCAUGUUCUGCUGCGUUCCAGAGGACACCGCCGUGCGCAUUAGUCUCGAUGUCAAGAAGCACUUCGUCAACACCGAGCGCACCUCCAUCACGCAGGCGGAGCUGGAGGACUACAUACGGUGUUCAAUGAUCGCCGCAGGAUUCGCGCAAGAGCACGCGACGCUUUUUUCGGUAGUAACACAGUUUCACACGGAGCGGAUUCCACUGGUGCUCUUCAUUGCUGGGCCUGAGCGGUGCGGCAAGACGACGCUGGCGCAUCACCUCAGCGCACGGCUCAACUGCAGCACUGUCAUCAACGCUGAGGUGCUGCGCGACAUCUGGGCCGCAGUCGACGAGAGUCAUCUCUCCUUUGCUGUGACUGCUGCAAGCUCACCCUACUCAACGUCUGACAUGGUGCGCAGUGAAGUCGCUGCCGCAUUGUCAGCGGAGGUGGACAAAGCCAUACGAGAAGGACGAGCCAUCAUCGUAGAAGGCGAAAACCUCUCCUUGGCAGACUUACAUCAGUUUCUUGAGCCAUCCUUCCAGCUCUCUGCCGGGGCAGUGGUAUUGGGUCUCAUUAUGGAGACUUGCAGCGGCAAGGCAGAGCUGGACGCAAGUCCUGCAUGCGCGAAAACACUUCCCAACCUGCAGCUCGUUUUCUCGUCAAAUCGCCUGUCUGUCUUUGCGACCGAUAUGGGCAAUCGUGCAAAAGGCGCCAGUGGGAUCCCUACCGUGUACGUAGCGCGCUGCACUACCGUCGCUGAGAUUGUCUGCCUGUCCUCCUUCCUUCACGAAGUUGUUGUGAAGUGCAUCGUUGCCGAACUCAAACGCCGCGAGAAAACACCAUAA